UCGGCAAGCGGAUAAUAUGCGUCACUUUAUCGUGCUAGUAUCCUGCAUCCUGGUAGUUAUAUUGCCCUGCGUGUUAGGGGCUCAAAGGACAGCUAUCAGGAGUCGUUAUAGAAGCCUUGUGAAACCAAAGACGAAUGUCAUACGGCCUAGAACCAAUCAAACAACACAACUUAUAUUGGGAGACUAUACGAAAAUCUUUUAUAAGCACUGCACGGAUAUUUUCAAAGAGAAGUACUUGGUUGCCAAAGUGAUCCAUGGCAUGGUUAGUGGAAUUUUGGACAGGCUCAAUGAAGUGUGCCUAGACAAGCCCAUUCACCCACUUAUCCACAAAGUUUUCACGGAAAGCCUUCUGUGUGGCGAAAGCAUGUCGAAUGCAAUCGAUAGCGUAAUUGACAUUUUAUUUGGAAAUUUCGAAAGAAAUUGUAGGGAGAGGCCUGGAUUCAUUAGCUAUUAUAUUUUAACCAGUUCGGAAAAUGAAAUAGUUGAAUCAAAAGGUUAAACAACAAUCUGAGAGCUUAU
Drosophila mauritiana is the source of this 519-nucleotide messenger RNA. RefSeq lists its product as uncharacterized. The record is from RefSeq and is a predicted model, not a curated record. Lineage: Eukaryota; Metazoa; Arthropoda; Insecta; Diptera; Drosophilidae. The transcript has 2 exons. The coding region runs from base 17 to 499 and encodes 160 amino acids.